GCGCGGGGUAUAAAGGCAGUCACACGGUAAGUGGACUGCGCUCCUGGACAAACCUCCUCUUUUAAACAACAUGAUGCUGAAGUCUGUCACAGAGAGCUUUGCCAAAGUGAUCCAUGGCCUGCAGGUGGGACACCUGGCUGAUCGCGUCAUUCAGAGGAGCAAGAGGAUGAUUCUGGACACACUGGGUGUUGGGAUCCUGGGAACCAGUACGGACGUGUUUCACAAAGCCAGCAAAUAUAGUAAAAUUUACAGUUCCCAUCUAUCCAGCACUGUUUGGGGCCGGCCAGACUUGAGGAUCCCGCCGACAUACGCUGCUUUCGUUAAUGGUGUGGCUAUUCACUCAAUGGAUUUUGAUGACACGUGGCACCCUGCCACCCAUCCUUCUGGAGCUGUCCUUCCUGUCCUCGUGGCUUUAUCAGAAGCCCUGCCUCGAAGUUCGAAGUGUUCUGGCCUCGACCUGCUGCUGGCUUUCAAUGUUGGGAUUGAAGUGCAAGGUCGAUUGAUGCAUUUCUCCAAGGAGGCUAAUAACAUACCGAAGCGAUUCCAUCCCCCUUCGGUGGUAGGAACGUUGGGUAGCGCUGCUGCGACAUCCAAGCUUUUAGGACUCAGCAUGACCAAGUGCCAAGAGGCCCUGGCUAUUGCUGUUUCUCUUGCUGGGGCACCCAUGGCAAAUGCUGCCACUCAGACUAAGCCUCUGCACAUUGGCAAUGCCGCCAGGCAUGGGAUGGAAGCUGCUUUUCUGGCAAUGCUGGGUCUUCAAGGAAACAAGCAAGUCUUGGACAUGGAGGCAGGGUUUGGGGCCUUCUAUGCCAACUAUUCCCCAAAAGUCCUUCCAAACCUCGAUUCCCACACUUGGCUGCUGGACCAGCAGGAUGUGGCCUUCAAGCGUUUCCCUGCACAUUUGGCCACCCACUGGGUGGCAGAUGCAGCUGCAUCUGUGAGAAAGCACCUUGUAAGAGGCAGAGCCCUGCCUCCCUUUGACAGCAUUGAGAGAAUUGUGCUCAGAAUCCCAGAUGUCCCGUAUGUGAACAGGCCCUCGCCUGACUCAGAACACGAAGCCCGUCACUCAUUCCAGUAUGUGGCCUGUGCCAUGCUGCUUGACGGUGGCAUCACUGUCCCAUCAUUCCACAAACUCCAGAUCAACAGGCCACAGGUGAGAAAGCUGCUCCAUAAGGUGGAGCUGGAGCACCCUCAGGACAACCUGCCAAGCUUCAACACAAUGUACUGUGAGAUGAGUGUCACCCUCAGCGAUGGAGCCACCUUCACAGAGAGUUCUGAUACCUUCUAUGGUCACUGGAGGAAGCCACUGAGCCAGAAGGACCUACAGGAGAAGUUCCGAUCAAAUGCCUCCGGGACACUGUCCUGCGACACAGUUGAAAGACUAAUAGAAAUAGUAGCAAACCUGGAAGACCUAGAAGACUGUUCUGCAUUAACCACACUUCUGAAAGGACCCUCACCACCAGAGACCAUCUCAAAAUUUAUCUAGCACUUAACAAUUCCAUCAUACAAUCUUUUCUGAGGCUUACCAAUAUGUAAAUGACCUUAUAUUUUGGGCAAAUUUUAUUAUUUUCUUUUUAAAGCAAGGAUCUGCCCAGGAAUAAAUGAGGAAAGGUGGAGAGAUCCAGAAACAGAACCAGAUUAUUAUGGAAAGAGUCUUGUCUUGUAAUUUUGCAAUAUGAUUCCAAUUACCUAAAGCAAAAUCAUAAAUACACAAGAAACAUAGAGGAAUUGAUUUUAUAAGCAUUCAUAAGGCUGAAAUUCAGUUCAUCUGUGAGUUUCUUGUGAAAAUAAUCUUUUCAAAGGAGUUUUUAUGAAUGUCAUGAACCCCAAGGUAUGGGAAGAAUUUGAACCUAUCUGUGUAUUUGCUGACAGGGAAAGGGUUCUGUCUGCUGUGCCACCAGCAGAUUUCUUAGACCAUGGGUUAUUAAAAGCCCUCCACAGUGAAGGGGAUGCUACUGGAUUUAAAUAAAAAUGGUUUAGUGGGCUCCAAUGCUGCCCCUGCCACUUAACUAGAUGUGACCCUGACAUGUUACUGAGUGUCCCUCUGACUCAGUUUCUCUAUCUGUAAAGCAAAAAUAGAAAGCAGAGUGAAAAAUAAGUUUGGCUCUGGAAGCCAUGCUGUUAACCACCAUAUCAUUUUUCCUUAUGAAAAAAAAUAUUUUUGAGAAAAAGAUUAUGGAUGAAGAGUCUGAGAUGUAAUAAAGAGUAUCAGCAAAAAAAAAAAAAGUAUCUAUGUGGGUAAUUAAAUAUUGGCUGUAUAAAAUAAUAAAAAUGUCCUAUGGGGUUAAAAAUUGCAACACUAGCAAUAGAUAUAAGCAGGAAGUUAUUAUAGUCAGUGUGUUCUAAAUUCUUAUGUCACUCAAGAAAAGGGCUAUUAACCCUAGACUUUGAUUUGUCAAUAUGCAUGUUGGCCAGGGUGGCCAUUCCAGGGUAGCAGCAGGAUGCAUUACUUCCAGGUCAACAGAGGGAGAAAUAAGGAAUCAGGAAAAAAAUUCCAAAGGACGUCAAGAAAGGAGGGGGAACGGGUAUGUAGGAAAAGCACAAUAUAAAAGGACAGACACAUUUUUAAAUGUUUAACAUCUUUAUAACAUCUAAUUUACAUACUAUUAACUCAUCCACUUAAGUGUACAAUUCAAUGAGUUGUAGUAAAUUUAUAGAGUUGUGCAAACAUCACCACAGUCUAAGUUUUGAGUACUUCUGUGACUCCAAAAAUUCCCUCAUGCCUCCUUGCAAUCAAUCCCCAAUCCCCAUUCCCACCUCCAGCCCUCAGCAACCAAUGAUCUGCUUUCUAUCUCUGUAGUUGUGUCUUUUCCAGACAUUUCAUAUAAAUGGGAUUAUAUAAUAUACAGUCUGGUGCGUCUGGUGUCUUUCACUUAGCAUGUUGGUUUUAAGAUUUUUCCACAUAUGUAUCAGUACUUUAGUCCCUUUCAUUGCUGAGUAGCAUUCAUUGUGUGGCUAUACCACAUUCAGUAGUAAAUAGUUGCAUUGUUUACAGUUUGGGGCUAUUAUGAAUAAUGCAUAUUUGAACAUUCACAUACUCAUCCUGGUGUAGACAUAGCUGUCCAUUUCUCUUGGGUAGAUACCUAGGAGAGAUAUCUAAGAGAAUGCUGAGUCAUUUGGUAAGUUUAGGUUUAACUUUAUAAAGAACUGUUUUCCAAAUAGCUCUAAUAUGUUACAUUUCCACAGCAAUGUAUGAGGCUUCUGGCUUUUCCUUAUCCUCAACAACCCUUGGAAUUGUCAGUCUUCUUAUUUUAGCCACUGUGUAAUGGUAUCUCAUUGUGGUUUUAAUUUCUU
Manis javanica (Malayan pangolin) is the source of this 3294-nucleotide messenger RNA. It is a transcript of the gene ACOD1, whose product is annotated as aconitate decarboxylase 1. Gene Ontology annotation, molecular function: aconitate decarboxylase activity. Lineage: Eukaryota; Metazoa; Chordata; Mammalia; Pholidota; Manidae. Gene Ontology annotation, cellular component: mitochondrion. Gene Ontology annotation, biological process: defense response. The record is from RefSeq and is a predicted model, not a curated record.